Lycium barbarum (goji berry) is the source of this 1520-nucleotide messenger RNA. Its product is annotated as protein RGF1 INDUCIBLE TRANSCRIPTION FACTOR 1-like. Lineage: Eukaryota; Viridiplantae; Streptophyta; Magnoliopsida; Solanales; Solanaceae. The record is from RefSeq and is a predicted model, not a curated record. The transcript has 4 exons. The coding region runs from base 244 to 888 and encodes 214 amino acids.
CACAGUGUCAUCCCAAAGUCCUUACAAGUACCCAUCAUUUCUCUCACCGCCUCCACUUCCUAAAACUUCCCCAAACCAAAACUCUUUUCUUUCUCUCUUUCAUAUAUUGCCACUCUUUUUUCUCACACCAUACAUUGAGAAAAUUAACAACCAAAGCGUUACUACUGAAAAAAGUACAUCAAACUGGCGAUCGACAACCAAGCAACCGCAAUCCGUGAAAUCAAGCCUAAGAACAGGCGUACCAUGGGACCUGAUGAGGAAGACAAUAGGUGGCCUCCAUGGUUGAAUCCAUUGCUAAGGGAACGAUUCUUUGUUCAAUGCAAACUACAUGCUGAUUCUCAUAAGAGUGAAUGUAAUAUGUACUGCCUUGACUGUAUCGAUGCCCCUCUUUGCUCUCUCUGUUUAGCUCAUCACAAAGACCAUCGUGUCAUUCAGAUAAGGAGGUCAUCAUACCAUGAUGUGAUAAGGGUGAAUGAGAUUCAGAAGUAUUUAGACAUUUCAUCAGUCCAAACAUACAUUAUCAACAGUGCCAAAGUUGUGUUCUUGAAUGAAAGGCCACAGCCUAGGCCAGGCAAAGGGGUGACAAAUACCUGUGAAGUUUGUGAAAGGAGUCUUCUUGACUCAUUCAAAUUCUGCUCUCUUGGUUGCAAGAUUGUUGGGACAUCAAAUAAUUUCGUGAAGAAGCCGAGGAAUUUGUCCAAGGAGAAGAGGUCACGGUCAUUGGAAUCUGAAGACUCUUACAGUAGCAGCAGCCAUGGUCAACGCUACAAGAUUCAAAGUUUCACUCCGUCAACGCCCCCUCCAACUUCUGCUAAUUACAAAACGGCCAAGCGUAGAAAGGGAAUUCCUCAUCGAGCCCCAACCGGAGGACUAUUCCUAGAAUAUUAGCAUUCGCAUCCUGAAGAGUCUUGGCGUAACUGAUAAAGUUGACGUCAUGUGAUCAGGAGGUUACGGGUUCGAGCUGUGGAAACAGCCUUUUGCAGAAAUGCAAGGUAAGGUAAGGCUGCGUACAACAGACCCUAGUGGUCCCGUCUUUCCCUAGACUCGUGCAUAGCGGAAGCUUAGUGCAUCAGACUGCCCUUUUUUUCAAUUUAGCAUUUGCAUCCCGUCCUUUAAUUUACGUAUAAAAUGCAUAAUGUCUACACAAAUACAAACUAGUUAUUAAGAAUGCAGCUCCUCCAAAUCCCCACCAAACAUUAGUGCUUUCUCCAAAAAGGCCAGUGUCUGAGAGCUCUUUCGUUCAUAAGUGUGUUAUUGUAUAUAGUUGUUAGGAUCAAAUAGGAUAUGAUGAUAAAUUAGAGCGGUGGAAGUUGAAAUAAGAAAAUGUGAAAGGACUAAUAGGGUUAAGUUAGAAGUUGGGCUUAGAAAAUAAGCUACUACUAUAGCUUGAUGAACUACUUAUUAGAUGUUUAUACAUAAAGUUCUGAUCGUCUCUUUGAGCCCUGUAUAAAUGUAAAAUGUAUAUAUAUUGGUACUAUUAUGGUUAAAAUACUUAACAAAGUGUCGACAUUUGGAAUGGA